AAAUUAAAAAAAAACAUUAAUAAAUAAUAGUUUAUAAAAAACCAGUAAGAUGCCACCCAAAGCACCAAACAAUAUCAACAAAAGGAAAGCAAUUGACAGCCCACUUAAGGGCUUACCUAACCCAAAAAAUCAUAAAACACAUAUACCAAGGCUGACAGCAAAUAAUUUAGAUAAAAUGUAUAAUGAUUUAAUUAACAAUAAACCAUCUACCAGCAAAAUAUUACCAACACCAAAUGUAGCAGGUUACAUUAGACGUAAAAACACUAAUCAAGAUAACCAGAAAAUGGAUACAGAUGGAUUUAUAUUUCCAAAAAACACAGCUAAUCCAAACAAAAUAAACAACAAUAAAGACCAACAAAUUAGUCAUGCCAACUCAUUUGAAAGUCUACCUACAGAAAACAAAAUUGACAGAAAAAUACCUAUGCCAGGUUCCAACACUUCUGGAUUAAGAAGCCAUUUGAAGCUACAACACAAUGAAAUUUUUCUUAAAUAUUUUCAAAGCACCAAAGUUUCAGAAAAUAAACAACAAUUGAUAUCAGAUGCUUUUAAUAGUGGUAAAAAACAACAGACUUUGAAUCAAGAACAAUUUGUAUUAAAAUUAGUGGAAUGGGUAGCAGUUAAAUAUUUGCCAUUGAAUUUCUUUGAUGACCAGUUGACUCAAGAGCUAUUUCAUGGAAUCAAUCCUCAUCUAAAGCCUCUAGCUCGUACUGCUAUGACCUCAGCAGUUGCUGAGACUUACAAAAAAGCUAAAAUUAUUGUUACAAACAUGUUACAGGAAAAUAUAUCAAAAAUAUCAUUUACUGUUGAUGGAUGGACCUCAAUAAGAACAAAAUCAUAUUAUGGUGUGACUGCACAUUAUGUUGGUGAUGAUUGGCAAAUGUAUUUACUUGCAAUCGACUUUAUACCAUGUCAAGGGCUUCAUACUGGUAUUGAUAUUGCUAACAUGUUUGUUCUUUGUCUUGAAGAAAGAGAUUUGACAGAUAAAAUUGGAGGUAUUACUGCAGAUAAUGCCUCAGUAAAUGAUGUAUUUAUAAAAAUUGUGGGAAUUAAAUUACGUGAAAAGAAAAUUACUUUUGAUGCUGAAACACAACAUUUUCGUUGCUUCCCACAUAUUUUAAAUUUAGCUGCUCAAGAUGUUAUCAAGAGCUUAAAACUAGACCAAGAGUCAAAUGAAAAUUUUUAUAAUUUAUAUGAAGAAGAUGAAGAACUUGCAGAUGAUGAUAUGGAUGAUGAUAAUAUAAUUAAUGAUAAUGAUAUGCAUCUACCACCGGUCGCUUUUCAAGCUGGACGAGAUAAAAUAUUGAAGCACUACCACAAGAGUAAUUGGAUAUAUUGUGCUGUUUUGAUACUUGACCCUCGACACAAACUUGAAACUUUUGAUAGAACAUCUUGGGGUAAAAAUUUGAGAGAUGAAUCUUACAAAACGUUUGAAAAAAUAUAUAAAACAAAUUAUGUUGAUAGUGCUGACCAAGAAGAAGAAAUUGUUAAAGAAACAACUGGUAGUGACUCAGAUGAUGAGUACACCAAGAGUAUGAAUGAGUUGUACAAUACAGGUAAUCACACAUUUACUGGUGAAGAACUUCAGGAUGUAUUCAAAAAUCAAUGCAAAAAUUAUGCUGUUGAAAAUGACAGUGAUUGGGGGAUGCCAGUACCACUACAAUAUCAAAGAAAAUCUUCGUGGCCACCCAUGAAAACUUUUUCUACUGGUCUUGGUAAUAAACUGUCAUGCAUUAAUACAACUAAUCAAGCAAAUCCUUAA
Aphidius gifuensis is the source of this 1759-nucleotide messenger RNA. RefSeq lists its product as uncharacterized. The record is from RefSeq and is a predicted model, not a curated record. The transcript has 4 exons. Bases 50 to 1759 code for a protein of 569 amino acids. Lineage: Eukaryota; Metazoa; Arthropoda; Insecta; Hymenoptera; Braconidae.